AUGGUUCAAUGCUCUGGAUGCAUUCAUGAUUUUUCUGUCACCGGCUUGAGCCUGCAUCUGGCUAAAACUCAGGAUUCACGUUGCAAAGCUGUCCUUGCCUCCUCUCACCAUCAUGUCUACACUCCGAGCCCUCCCGCACACAACGACGCAGAAAUGCAGGACCUUGAAGACAGAUUUUUGGACCCAUUUGAUGAAGAUCAGACUUGGCAUUGUGACGAGCAUGCCGAAAGCAGUAGUGACGAGGAAGAUGAUAGAGAGGAGCACGAGUGGGAGCCACCAGUACAGGAGGACGAGGGCGUACCUGGGGAAGAGCCACAAGCAGAUGACUCGAUGGACAACGACAAUGGCAGCGCUGAUCAUCAAACACGCCACCAGAUUGAACGUCGAAUUAUCGAUCAAGACAGAGUCCAUGUCGUGUCAUAUCCUGAUCAUCGAGCAGGACAACCUAUUUCCCAAGCCGAAAUUCAAAACGCAAAUGCUAUGUAUGCUUCUAGUAUUGAUGGCGCAGAAAAUCCUUAUGCUCCAUUCCACUCUCAAAUGGACUGGGAGAUCGCACGAUGGGCAAAGUUACGUGGCCUGAGCUCAACAGCAUUCUCAGACUUGCUUAGUAUUGAUGGUGUUAGUGAACGCCUCUGUCUUUCUUACAAAAAUGCGAGGGAGCUUAAUAGGAUCAUUGACACGCAACUUCCUGGUCGCCCCAAGUUUCGCCGUGAACAAGUCGUCAUUGCAGGCGAAGCUUUUGAUAUUUUCUACCGAGACAUAAUCGAAUGUAUCAAGGAUCUCUUUGGCAACCCAGACUUUGCAGACUUUCUCGUGUUUGCACCAGAACACCAUUACACAGAUGCUGAUGAAACAGUUCGGUUGUUCAGUGACAUGCACACUGGUAAAUGGUGGUGGAAUACGUAG
Messenger RNA from Suillus plorans, 906 nucleotides. RefSeq lists its product as uncharacterized. The transcript is spliced from 2 exons. Bases 1 to 906 code for a protein of 301 amino acids. Lineage: Eukaryota; Fungi; Basidiomycota; Agaricomycetes; Boletales; Suillaceae. The record is from RefSeq and is a predicted model, not a curated record.